Haliotis rufescens (red abalone) is the source of this 3602-nucleotide messenger RNA. Its product is annotated as F-box only protein 22-like. Gene Ontology annotation, biological process: protein polyubiquitination; positive regulation of proteasomal ubiquitin-dependent protein catabolic process. Lineage: Eukaryota; Metazoa; Mollusca; Gastropoda; Lepetellida; Haliotidae. Bases 6 to 1274 code for a protein of 422 amino acids. The record is from RefSeq and is a predicted model, not a curated record. The transcript is spliced from 5 exons.
UCAAAAUGGCGACGGACAAAAUGGAUUGUUAUCAAUCCUGUUCAGGAGCUCAAGUUUUGAGCAACCCCAUCAUCUUAAAAAAUGUGUUAUCGUGCAUUCCAAUGAAAUCUCUUCAGAAAUGCGCUAGAGUAUGCCGACUGUGGGCCCUUGAAGUGGAAAAAAUCAAGAAGACACGGCAUGGCAUGGUCUGGCACUACUUCAAGUGUCCCGAGUCGGAGCAGGGGACAGAUUUGGAUAGCCUUGUCAAGGAAAUGGAGGCCUUUAUCGAGAACCUGUACAUCGAGCCCCAUGUUUCAUUCAUCAUGUGCUCGACAAAUCUACAUGAGGAAAAGAUUGAACAUCAGCGGAGCAGGAAUGCGCGAUCUGCUCGACGUCGUACAGCUAGGAAUAAGACUGAAAACUUAAAUGUUAACAGUUUCUUGGUGAAACUGCUGCCAUCAAAGUGCAAUGUUACUGCAAUUACAGCUGAUGGCAUCGUUGGUACAAGCUCGGACAUGAGAGUCACGGAGGAGAUGGAAGGGAAACGAUGUCUGUCUCUCGUUGUGUUCUCCCAGUUCAACAACAUCAGAAUCCAAUCAAUCUAUUAUGAUCAAGAUGAAGGAAACAAGAUCGCUAACUGCUGGUCAAGUCGAACAGACUUCAAUAACAUUGACAAAAGGGUUUCUGAUGAUGAACAAGUGAAAGGCAUCAUCUUCCUCUCGGAUGAAGCAUUUUGUCCACAAGAAAUUGGCUUUUCUUUGUACAAGAUCUACAAGUGUCCUAUGAUAGCUGGUGGAUUUGUUGACAAUGUUGUGUGUCCGUCGUCUUGGUUUAAUGAUAAUUCGCGUGACUCCCCGUUCCUGUGCUGCAUGGCUUUCUGUGGGAGAGUGCAGGUUGCCUCAGUGGUCCUUAAGGACGACGUAAAGACAACAGAGGGUGUGGACAGAAUCAUCAAGAAACUGAAAGACAGUAAACUCCCUGAGAAGAACAGUAUUGGGUUGAUGUUUGCUUGUGUGGGGCGGGGAGAGAACCACUAUGGGGAGAUCAAUGUGGAGUCAACCGUGUUUCGAAAGUACUUUCCCAACACGCCACUGGUGGGCUUCUUUGGCAAUGGUGAAGUGGGCUUUGAGUAUCCUCAUGUGAAGCCAGCAGAUGUGCAGGACUGUAGUGCAAAGGACGAGGAUGGGAGGAGUAAUCACAAGUUCGUACAGGAGCAGUCUUCGUACAUAGCUUCACACCCUCCCAAGAUGUACCAUGCAUACACAACAAUCAUGUCAUUGUUUUCAUUUCAGUGAUUUCAGCCUUCUGUGAUUUGAAGUGAAUGUGGGGUAGUAAGGCAUAUUAAUUAUCAUACAUGCGAGCAGUUUUGAUGAUAAUUCUAUCCAUAUUAGCUAUGAUUAUCAUUAUCAUACAUAGUGGAUCUGCAGCUGUGUACUGUUGCACAUGCUGAUGUUUUACAAUGUAAAACAAGUGUGAAAUGUGCCUCAAUCUGAUUGGUUGAAACAUGGUUAUUGGUUAACGGGACUUCAAAGCCUUGAACGUGACCAGAUUAAUAAGUGUAAAAAUACCUGUUGUGCCAUACAAAAGAUUUUCUGAAAAUUGUGCCAACAUGGUAACUGACAGGGUGACAUGACCUGCAAAAUGACCAUUACGUCACCAUGUUUCUUUGCAUAGUCAUCCAUUCCUUGAUAUUACUGCAUUUUACAAGGUAACAUUUCUUUUCAUACAAUUUUAAUGUUUUGAAUGGUGCCUAAGGUGAUGCAAUUCGCUGUGCAGAGUUGCAUCCCUUGGGCACACCAGAAACCUAUGAUUGUGGGUUGAAUCCUGGUUCACCCUAUUAGUUUUAGGUUUGUCAGCACCAUACCGAUGCUCGUGGGUUUCACCAAAGUGGUAAACGUCGGAACCCCAUCAAAGACCUAGAUUACUUCAAACUUUCCUCCCACAUGAAGCUGAAACUCUGUCAUAUAACUGAAAUACUCUUAAUAGCGACACUAAACUCAUAUCCUCACUCCAUGCAUUUAUGUCGGCUCCACAUCAUAAUGAGUAACUAAACUUGAAAUUUCGUAAUUCAGUCAUUAUUGAAUUAAAUAAAAAUAAAUAAAUCAAAAUCAAUGAGUGAAAUUAACAUGAUUAAUAUCAAUCAUAUAUAUAUUUCACUUGAGGGAUGACAAGUAUUAAAACUAAUAGUUGCAAGGAACCAGACAAGCAGUUUAAAAUGGAGGCUGGUGAAGGAUUGUGUAUGAGCCAAAAAACCUCUUCUUGCCGUCCCCUUCCACGUUGCUGUAAUUAUGCUAAAUGGUUUUCCUGAUGUAGAACAUCACUAUGACAGUUAUUUAGAAAGUAUGGCUAUUUCUCAUAUUGGUGCUACAGAUGGAUACAUUCUUAUCCAUUGACUGUAACCCAGCAGUCUGCACAAUUAUCAAUUUGUUACUGUGAUUGAUAGAUAUCAAAUAAUCUACCAGACUAUUGCCAAGCAUGCAUGAAUCAACAUAACCACAGUAUUGUGUAGGAGUUACAAUACCAGGGCUGGCUAAAAAGAUCCAUAAUCAGAAUUAUCGUUUAUGGGAAGAGCUAUUAAUGAUUUUCGAUAUGAAAUUGUCAUUGAUAAUAGCUUACAUAAACUAUCAUGAACUAUUGUGAUGAAAUAAAGUUUAGAUUUACUGAAACAGACUUGUUAUUGUCAAAAAUGUCAAUUGUCAAAGACAGAAAGCAACUGUUUUUGUUAUAUCUCAAAUGUUCACAAAAAUAUGUGUCACUGCUCAGAAGUGGCGUGAAAUAUGUUGAUUUCUUUUGUGACUUUCUUGCAUAUUUGCUUAAAGUUACUUCUCAGAUAUUUAUUGAUAAUUGAUCAAUAUUUAGUUAGCGAUUAUCGAUCUCUAUAAUCUAAAUCUAUGGCCCGCCCUAUACCAAUACAAUACAUUUAUUUUGGGCAUGUAUCACAAUCAAUGAUAACCAUGUAUCGUGACACCCCUGCUCUAAUGAUUCCUUAUUUGGUUAUUGUCUAUGCUUAUGAGUCUACUCUUAAUUAUGUUGAUGUAGCUUGCAUGGAAGGAUGCCUCAAAGCAAAAAUGUAUGAUGAUGAUUAUGAUUAUGAUUGAUGAUUGAUGAUGAUGAAAAUAUUUGAAAUCCAUUUUCCUCCAGAUAGCUAUUACUAUAUUGCUUUCUAACAUUGAAUUUCUCUAAGAUGCAGUUCCAGCUCUGAAAUGGCUGAGGAAUCUAAACUUUUACAUGUAUAUUUCUCCUCAUGACGGCAUCAUAUUUUGUUGAAAUCAUAAGCAUUGUCAUGUUAUUUUUUCAUGUUUUCCUCUGUAUUUGUGCAGAUAAAAAUAAUUGAAUAUCAAUACAUAAUCUGUUGACUACAUAUCCAGGUGAGCUACAGUGUUGUGUCACUAUAGUUUUCCCCUGAAAUUUCAUACUUUACCUUUUGCAGGUUAAACUACAUGUACCUCAAAGUCUAAACAUGAUUUUUUGGGUAGAGGUGAGGCGUGUGUUUUUAGCUGCAUGUACUAAUAUAAGGGUAAUGCUAUUUUUCAGGGCAUUAUCAUUGGCAGAAGCCUGAGGUCUUCCAUUAACUGCCCGAGGAAGGACGGCAGUUGUAAAGAUCAAGGGCUUCUGCAAAUGAU